AUGACUAGUGAAAUCGCAAACACAUUUGUAUGGGAAAUUGGGAAUUUUCAAAAAUGGAUAAAAGUCUCCAAAGGUGAAUGUAUUAAUAGCCAAAAAUUUUGGUUACCACAAAGAUCUUUUGAGAUAAACAACGAUCAAGUUUGCAAUCAUCCUACUUUAUGGGAAUUAUCCUUGUACCCAAACGGAAUUUCAUCGAAAGGAAUGUCUUUAUGUGUUCAUGCUAUUCAAACAAAGUAUGAAAAGGAAAAAGGUAUUUCUACGAGACGGAAACAAUUUAUUUUAGGAAUUGGAGAAUAUGAUAUUAGUCAGUUAUUAACUAAACGUAAAGCUGUAAUUAGACAAAGUGAAAAAUAUGGGAAUUUUACUUUUAACGGAUCAAAAACUAUUUCAAGUAAUCGGUAUGAUAAUUUUUUUUCAUUAGACUAUAUUUUUUCAAGAAAUGAAAAAGCGAAAGUAGUUAACUUGUUUGUUCAAGUUACUAUUCUUGAAGAAAAGUCUAUACCUGUCGAUAGAAUCAAAUUCGAUAAUAAAUAUGAAGAUUGUUUUGGAGAUGAUUCAUUUUCAGAUAUUGAAUUCGAACUUGAUUGUGGGUCAAGAAUUAAAGCUCAUCGUGUUAUUUUAUCAUCUAGUUCAAGUUAUUUUAAAAUCAUGUUUUCAAGUCAAUGGAAGGAAAGAGACAUGGACGUCGUACCAAUUAGAGAAACAAAUUAUACAUCUUUUCGUGCCAUUCUUUAUUUUAUUUAUUCAGGAAAAUUGUUGGGUCUAGAAAGUUUUGAUGAAUUCGAACACGCUUUUAAACUUGCGGAUAUGAUGAUGCUGAAAAACUUAAAUAAAUUGGUUAUAAAUGAAUGGUUAAAAAUUGUUGAUAAUGAAAAUUGGCAUAAAUUCAUAUUAUUGGGGUGGAAAUAUAACAAUAAUCUUUUAAAAAAUACGGGAUUAGAAUACGCCGCUGAUCAUUGGGAAAAGGUUAAAAAAGAUGAUGGAAUGCUACAAUUGAUUGCAAGUAAUAACAUAGAAGGAAUUGAAGAGUUAUUUUACAUUACAAACAAAAGGUUGGAAAUGUCUAAUGUUGGAAUAAUCUUGGAACGACAACGAAAACAGUCAAAAACACAAAAACAAUCGAUGAAGAAAAAGUCAAAAUAUAAAGAAUAUAUAGAACGUGAAUAUCGUGCUUGUGAUUAUAUAGAAGUUAAUGAUGAUGUUAAUGGUUUCAUGCUAAACGAGUUAUCUUAUUGUACUGAAAAAACGAUUAUUGAUCUGGAGGAUUCUGAAUAG
Messenger RNA from Funneliformis geosporum, 1275 nucleotides. The record is from the annotation of a GenBank genome assembly. NCBI's taxonomy places the organism in Eukaryota, Fungi, Glomeromycota, Glomeromycetes, Glomerales, Glomeraceae.